Ectocarpus siliculosus is the source of this 2723-nucleotide messenger RNA. The record is from the annotation of a GenBank genome assembly. Lineage: Eukaryota; Phaeophyceae; Ectocarpales; Ectocarpaceae.
AUGAGGAAGAAGUACUCCCAGGCCGCGCUGAAAAAGUCCGCCGAGGGCACAUCCAGGCUCUUCAGCUUUUUCGAGUCGAAAAAACGUGGUCGCGCCGAUGAGGGCAAAGGGUUGUUGGGCUUCCUCCAGGACUCAGCGUUUGUCGAUGCGGUGAAGGUCGAAGACCUCGACGAGGAGGAACCCUUGAACUGGACACCCACGGUGUUCUCCACCUCUCGCGUCUCCGCCCCUGACACGAGCGUCGAGGCUCACACGUCCUUCGUGGCGGAGCUGCCCCGAAGGCCCGGUCAUGUCGCGGUGAGGAGCGGAUCGAGCAAGGGCAAGGGGGACCUGGUCAUGGUCAUCGAGAAGACCCUCUACACCGAGGCCGUUGAUUUGUACCAAGGGCCUUACGGUCGGGAGGCGAAAGACGGUAUCGAGAGCGACCCUCACGAGGGUGUCCUUCCCGACCGGAACGGCGCUGGUAGCGUUCAGUACGCCACUGAAGAAGACGCCAUCAGCGCUAUCCUCGAGACGAAGCAGCCCUACGGUGAUGGUCUUCACAAGUUCCUCGCGCUCUCUAGCUUUUUUCGCUGGCAGACUCCAGCAAAGCAGCGGAAGAUGGACGCCGAGAUGAAGGCUACGUUUACCGAGGGUGAACUCUUCCAGCGCUCGUCGCUCUUCAUCGACGAGACGGGCAACGCGCUGUCCAAGAUCGGAGUUAGGGUAGCAAGUGACACUGGGAGAGGGGUGAACGUAGACUACGGUGCUAGGGGAUUUGAGUCAGACCCCAAGAGUUUGUUGACUUUCAACCGAGGCACCAUCGGCGGGGCACAAAACGGGGCUCGCAAACUACUUGCGAUCGACUCAGAGGAAGAUGUGCGACUGAAGACUCCCGAGGUGGCCGCCAACACCGUGGAAGAAAAAAGGAUGUUCGUCCGCCUCAACGAUGCGGCGGUGCUUGCAGCCCGCAGUGAAACAUUGUUCAAGAAGGGGUCCUGGCUGAACAAGAAUGUGGUCGGGCUGGCCUGGGUGCAAGGCCGAGGGCUGUCCCUCGUACGGACCAAGGAGGGGACCACACGUGGCGGGAAUCCCUGGGUGUGGCUUGUCACCGUCAUCGACAACUGGGAGUACUGCUGGUCUGGACCCGGUUUUGUGGUGUUCAUGACGCACAACUGGUGCUUCGCAGGCUACAAGAACCUCAAGGAGCAUGACCGGAAGGGCGCCAACCAAAUGGAGGUGGGGCGAUCAGGCGACUUCUCGACCCCCUCGGCAAAGGGCAAAGUCAACGGCCCGAAGAGCAAUUUCGGCAUGACGGCAAACGCCACCGUGGAGGGCGCACGGGCGCGAGAGGUGGCCGCCGAGGCAGCCGUGGAGGCCGCUUACACAGCGGAAGAACAAGCAGCAGCGCAGGGACACCUCGUCGUUGCGAUCAAGAGGCGCAAGCUCGUCGUGAAGGCGAGGCAGGACCAAUCCACCGGCGGUGCGACCUUGGGAACAGGGGCGAACCAGGUGGGAAGCGCCCCCACUAACAGUGCAGCGGCCACCGCGCGCAGGGCCAUCCCCGGCGCGCCCAGCCCUGCUAGAGCCUAUGGCUUUUGCUUUGGUUUGGGUGCGGAUGGCAAGGGUCUCGCCGGGAAGCUCAAGCAACUGUUUGCCGGUGAAAACGGUUUCGGGAGAGGGCCAAUCACCACGGACGGGUGCAACGCACCCAAGUUCGGAGAGGCGGGAGUGACAAACUCCGACAGAUUCUCGUGGACGCUUGACGACCACGACAAUCUCAUCCUCCCCGUCCACAACAGCAACAGCUACGGCGGGAAGCACCCUAGGUGCCAAAUCGGAGGUGUUGUCCUCGUUGAGAGGGUCAAGGGAUCGUGGCGACUAUGCCCAUGGGCGUAUCGGUACGUCUCGACUGGGAGGGUCGUGCAACAGAUCACGCACAACCAACGCCACAACGGGGCACAACAGAAGGGCAGCGACAAGAAGAGGGCGCAGAAGUACCCAUCCCAGCCACCGAGUUCGUUGCACCCCAACAAACCUCGGAAGGCAUGGAAUCGAGCGCAUUCUCUAGUGUACGCGAGGUGAAAAUCUGACGGGCUAUGGUGAUAAGUCGAGCUCCUGCAUCCAAACCUGGGCAGCAGCCAAUAUCAUGCUUAGUGUCCGGAGAGGCAUAUACGCAGCUUCUUCAAUGAUGAUCACGUCAACCUUGAGCGUUCGUAUCGACCCGGCCGUUUUCUUCACGUGAGAAUCAUCCCCCAGAUAGAAACCGAGCUGGUGGUCGGCGGUCUUUACACUCCACCCACGUGGCAUGUCUGUGAAGGACGUUCUCAAACUAUUGGUGGGGGUUACGACAAGCCCAGUUUUGAAGAUGGCCGUUGCAGCACGGGUUGCGCAGUAACUCUUCCCCGCUCCCCCAUGCUCCCCGGUCACCGCGCAAACGAUCCUUUCCUCCUCGAACUUCAGCGCACGUAGUAGUCGUUCAAGGGUUGCUGGUGACUCCGUCUCGCACACCUCCGGCCAAACCUGUAGUUUUUGGUCUUUGGUGAGAGAAAGCCAGGCUCUGUGGGUGUCAUCCAUGGAUGGGAAGCUCGUCCCAAUGCCAUCCCAAAGCGGAACCACCCGUAGGACCCGUUUAGGCGGGCAUGGGAUUUGCCUUAGUGCGGGCGGUAACGCACUCAGGGAUAGUUUGGUUUCGAUGCCAUGGAAGACGCGACUCUCGGAGGUCUGUGGAUUCUUCAACGCUG